Molecule: messenger RNA, 3319 nt
Organism: Manihot esculenta (cassava)
Lineage: Eukaryota; Viridiplantae; Streptophyta; Magnoliopsida; Malpighiales; Euphorbiaceae
Product: receptor-like kinase TMK4
Exons: 2
Coding region: 174-2954 (926 amino acids)
Biological process (GO): protein phosphorylation
Molecular function (GO): ATP binding; protein kinase activity; protein binding
Source: RefSeq, a predicted model, not a curated record
CUAAUAAAAAAAUAGAAAAACCGACCAACACUUCUUCCUCAUCUUCCAUCUGAGCUGUUGCCUGUACAAAAACUCCAACCUCUUUCUUUACCACCCGGAAACCGGCGCCACCCUCUCCUCUCUCUCCUCUCCUCUCCGUUCGCCUCUUUCCUUCCGCGUUUCUACGACCUCCGAUGGGUCAUCGCCUUCUUUUCCUCUUACUCCCCUUCUUUAUUCUUCAUCUCCUAUCAACUGCCACUGCUGAUGACGGCGCUGUCAUGCUUAAGCUCGCCAGUUCUCUCAGCCCAUUGCCCAGCGGUUGGUCCACCAAGACUUCCUCAGGUUUCUGCAGCUGGGAUGGUGUAGGUUGUGAUUCCUCCGGCAGGGUCACCAGCAUUUCUCUUCCUAACCAAGAUCUCACCGGCAGCCUACCAUCGGAGCUCGCUUCCCUCUCGGAGCUCCAGAAGCUGUCCCUUCAAAAUAAUAGGCUUUCUGGGGAUCUCCCAUCUUUCGCUAAUCUCUCAAAUUUGCAAUCUUUGUUCCUGGAUUCCAAUAUGUUCACUUCUUUCCCUCCCGGCUUCUUCAAAGGGCUUACUAGUUUGCAAACUUUGAGCAUUGGAAACAACUCUAAUCUCUCUCCCUGGGAGCUUCCUACAGAUCUUGCUGAUUCCUCUGCUCUCACAACUUUAGAAGCUAGCAGAUCCAACAUUUUUGGCUCAAUUCCUGACAUUUUUGCAUCUUUCCCCGGUCUUCAGAAUUUGAGGCUCAGCUAUAAUAAUCUCACAGGUUCUUUGCCACGAUCGUUUGCAAAUUCUGCGAUCCAGAACUUGUGGCUAAAUAAUCAGCUAAUGGGUUUAACGGGCAGUAUUGAUGUGCUCUCAUCGAUGACCCAGUUGUCCCAGGUGUGGCUCCAGAAGAAUCAGUUUACUGGUCCAAUUCCAGAUUUGUCCAAAUGUCUUAGCCUUUUCGACUUGCAGCUGCGAGACAAUCAGUUUACUGGGGUAGUGCCGCCUUCCAUAGUUUCGCUUCCUAAGCUAGUUAACAUUUCCUUGUCAAAUAACAAAUUGCAGGGUCCUUCCCCAGUGUUCAAAUCAUCUAUCAAGGUCACUAAUGAUGGGAAAAACAAUUAUUGUACUGUUUCUGGGAAGCCCUGUGAUGAGCAGGUGACCGCGUUGCUUGAGAUUGCCGCAAGUCUUGGGUAUCCAUCGAAACUUUCUGAUGAUUGGACAGCAAAUGAUGCCUGUGCUGGUUGGAACUUCGUUUCAUGUGAUCCAAAUAACAAGGUUACCACAAUCAAUUUGGUAAAGCAGGGUUUCUCAGGGACAAUUUCUCCUGCAUUUUCCAAUCUCACUUCUUUGAAGAAUUUGUAUCUCAAUGGCAAUAACUUGUCAGGUCCUAUUCCUGAUAGCUUGACCAAACUUGCACAGCUUCUGACACUUGAUGUUUCCAAUAAUAAUCUCUCUGGUAAAGUUCCGGCAUUUCCUUCUUCAGUGAAGUUAAUCACUAAGCCUGGAAACCCUCUGCUGGGGACGGAUAUAAGCACUGAUGGAGGUAAUCCAUCAUCAUCUGACACAAAUGGUGGCUCUCCAACUGCGAGCCCAUCUUCAUCAGGUGCAGGAAAAGGCAGUGGAAUAUCGGGAGGUAUUAUUGCUGGUAUUGUUAUAGCCGUUGUUAUUUUCAUUGCUGUUUUAUCAUUUGUGUUGUAUAAAUACAAGAAAAGGCGUGGAAGGUAUGGGGAUGUGGAGCUAGAUGACAGCGUGCAGGUACUUGGUAAGAAUGGAGGAGGGCCUAGUGGGAGUAAUGGGUACAACGGGCUGCCUACUGAACUUCAUAGCCAGAGUAGCGGCGGAGAUAGUGACCGUAAAAUGUUUGAGGGUGGAAAUGUUGCAGUGUCAAUUGAAGUUCUUAGACAAGUUACAAAUAAUUUUAGUGAGAACAAUAUUAUAGGAAGAGGCGGUUUUGGUGUAGUGUAUAGAGGGGAGUUGCACGAUGGGACUAAGAUUGCUGUGAAGAGGAUGGAAGCCACGGUGAUGGGCACCAAAGGUAUGAAUGAGUUUCAGGCAGAGAUUGCAGUGCUUUCAAAGGUUAGACAUAGGCAUCUUGUUGCUCUUUUAGGUUACUGUGUGAAUGGCAAUGAGAGACUGUUGGUCUAUGAGUUCAUGCCUCGUGGAACACUAGGGGAUCAUUUGUUUGAUUGGCAAGUUCAUGGCUAUGCCCCACUUACAUGGAAGCAAAGAGUUACCAUUGCACUAGAUGUGGCAAGAGGAGUCGAGUACCUGCACAGUUUAGCUCAACAGAGUUUCAUUCAUAGAGAUUUGAAACCAUCAAAUAUUCUUCUUGGGGAUGACAUGAGAGCCAAAGUAGCAGAUUUUGGUUUGGUUAGAAAUGCACCCGACGGGAAGUAUUCUGUCGAAACUCGAUUGGCAGGCACAUUUGGCUAUCUUGCACCUGAGUAUGCUGCUACUGGAAGGGUGACAACGAAAGUGGAUGUUUACGCCUUUGGAGUAGUUCUGAUGGAGAUCUUAACUGGCAGAAAAGCACUGGAUGACACCAUGCCAGAUGAGAAGGCUCAUCUGGUUACAUGGUUUCGCAGAGUCCUAAUAAAUAAAGAGAGCAUUCCAAAGGCAAUUGAUCAGACUAUCAACUUGGAUGAGGAGACAUUAGCAAGCAUUUACAAAGUGGCUGAGCUAGCAGGACAUUGCACUUCUCGUGAGCCAUACCAAAGACCUGACAUGGGGCAUGCAGUUAAUGUAUUAGGUCCUCUUGUAGAGCAAUGGAGACCUGCUAGCCGAGAAGAAGAUGAAGGUUAUGGCAUUGACCUCCAUAUGAGCCUUCCACAAGCUUUGCAAAGAUGGCAAGCAGAUGAAAGUUCUUCAUCAAUUUUUAAUGACAUAUCCUACUCCCAGACGCAGUCAAGUAUUCCUGCAAAGCCUGCUGGCUUUGCAGAAUCAUUUAAAUCAACUGAUCUUCGAUGACAAGCAGAUAAGAUCAGAAAGCUCUAAAAAGGAGAUUAAAGGAAAGGUAAUCGUCACCACUCAAGUGUAUCACUGUUUCAUUGUAUUUACUGAUUUUGCUCGUUUCUUUCAUGAUCUUUAAUUCUUGAUCGGCUAAAACCUGAGCAGCAGAACUAUAAGAAAAGGCAGUUUGAUUCUUUUUUUCAUUAUUUGUUCUUUUUUUUUAUUUCCUGUCUGGGUGAAAGAGGGAAUGGCCUCUGGGUGGAGGAAGGGGGGAAGAGUGAGAAUGUUGUCUGAUAUUUAUCAUAUACUUUCAUUACUUGUAGUAAGUUUAUGCUCCAAAAUGAUUUCUAAUGGAUGGAAAUUUGUUAGUUGUUUAUGUUUAA